Daucus carota subsp. sativus is the source of this 2007-nucleotide messenger RNA. Its product is annotated as zinc finger BED domain-containing protein RICESLEEPER 2-like. The transcript has a single exon. The coding region runs from base 1 to 2007 and encodes 668 amino acids. Gene Ontology annotation, molecular function: DNA binding; protein dimerization activity. NCBI's taxonomy places the organism in Eukaryota, Viridiplantae, Streptophyta, Magnoliopsida, Apiales, Apiaceae. The record is from RefSeq and is a predicted model, not a curated record.
AUGUCAUCAGAGCAAAUGAGAAUGCAUAAUACCAGUACAAAUGACAUUCCUGCUAGUGUUGAGAACAAUGAGAAUGCGGAUGAGAUGGAUAUUGAAGAAGAAGAAAAUUCUAUGUUUCAAAAGAAAAAGAGACAAAAAACUUCAGAGGUGUGGAAAGAUUUGAAGGAAAUCACUCUUCCAGAUGGUACUCUCAAAGCUGAAUGUAUUCACUGUAAAACAAAGCUUGCAAUAUUGAGAAGUAAGGUUACCAGUCACAUGUCAAGGCAUUUACAGACUUGUACACAAAGGAAACUCAACAUGAAACAGCAACAAAGACUCAACUUCCAACCAUCUUCUUUAUGUGAAGUGGCAAUGGUGGCUCCUGCACUUACAGAUGGGAAAUUUGAUAUGGCUAAGAUGAGAAAAGCAGCUGCAAACUGGGUGUUAAUGCAUGAGCAUCCAUUUUCAAUUAUGGAGGAAGAGGGGUUUAAUAUGAUGCAGAAGACCGGAAUGCCUGAGUGGGAAAAAAUUUCUCGUAAUACAAUCAAGAAUGAUUGUGUAUCGGUAUAUGAAUUGGAAAAGAAGAAAUUGAAGACAGUGUUAAAGAAUGUAAAUAAGAUCAGUUUGACGACGGAUAUGUGGAAGUCAGGCAAUCAAAAAAUUGAGUAUAUGGUAAUCACUGGCCACUUUGUAGAUUCUGAAUGGAAACUUCAAAAACGUGUCUUGAGCUUUAUUCAUCUGCCUCCUCCUCUUCGUGGAAUUGAUAUUGCAGAUGGUAUUUAUAAGUGUCUAAAAGAGUGGGGAAUCGAGAGUAAAGUCUACACAAUAACAGUUGACAAUGCUGCGAAAAAUGACGCGUGUUUAAGAAAUCUGAAGGAUACUUUUUCUAGAAAUAAAAAGUUACUUUGUGGCGGCAAAUUGUUUCAUGUUCGAUGUACAGCACAUAUCUUGAAUCUUAUGGUACAAGAUGGCCUUUCCAAAAUCAAGCAUGUCAUUCGAGACAUUCAUGAUAGCGUCAACUUUCUGAAUAUAUCAGAAGCUCGACUUAAUUUAUUUGCUGAAAUCGUUCAACAGUUGCAAGUGCCUCAUAGGAUGCUUAUUCUCGAUUGUAAAACCAGGUGGAAUUCAACAUUUAUGAUGUUGUCAACUGCAAUCAAAUUCAAAGAUGUGUUUCCAAGAUAUCAAGAACGUGAGCCUAGUUACUAUUGCUGUCCAAGUGCUGAAGAUUGGUUAAAAGUGGAGAGGGUCUGUAAGAUUUUGGAGGUGUUUAAUUCUGCCACUAACAUCAUUUCAGGAAGUGAGUAUCCGACAUCAAACUUAUUUCUAAAUGAAGUUUAUCGUGUGAAGGUCGUGUUGGAUAAAAAGCAUUCAGAAAUCACAGAUGAAGAGGAUUUCAUGUAUAGUAUGAUUGAAGCUAUGAAACAGAAAUUUGAUAAGUAUUGGGGUGAAGUUAAUUUGCUAAUGGCUAUUGGGGCUAUUUUGGAUCCUCGAUGCAAGAUGAGAGUCAUUGAAUUUUGCUUCCCUAAAAUGUAUCCCGGAAGUGCAGCAAAAGAUAAUAUUUCUAAAGUUCGAGAGGCUUUAUAUGAGUUAUAUGAUGAAUAUGUGGCUGAAUUUCAAGCUAACAGUGGUGAACAAACAGGUGAAGCACAUGAUGGUUUCCGAAAAGAAGCUAAUACUAUUCAAAUUUCAUCCUCUGGCUGGUCGGAAUUUAAUGAUUUUGUGAAAACGAUUGAAACGGUACAACCGUUGAAAUCUGAUCUAGAUAAUUAUUUAGAAGAAGGGUGUUUUAUUUGUGAAGAUUCAAAAUCUUUUGAUGCUUUAGAAUGGUGGAAAGUAAAUACUUUGAAGUAUCGCAUUUUGUCUAUUAUGGCUCGUGAUAUUCUUGCCAUUCCUAUCACGACGGUAGCCUCUAAAGCUACUUUUAGUGCUGGUGGAAGAGUCAUUUGUUAUGGAACAAAAAACGAAGGGGGUGAGCGAUUCGUGCUUCGGACUAGUCUCGGUGCGAGAUGCCUACGUAUCUUCAGCUAG